Messenger RNA from Asparagus officinalis (garden asparagus), 1069 nucleotides. RefSeq lists its product as uncharacterized. The record is from RefSeq and is a predicted model, not a curated record. The transcript has 2 exons. NCBI's taxonomy places the organism in Eukaryota, Viridiplantae, Streptophyta, Magnoliopsida, Asparagales, Asparagaceae. The coding region runs from base 162 to 830 and encodes 222 amino acids.
UUGGCCCCAAAAUAACUAGUAGUACAAUACAGGUGGCCUUGGACAUUAGUUGUGGGCUCUUCUACUCUCCUUAGAUCUCAAACUCCCUCUUGUCUCUGCACAUUCCUUCCUCAGAAAAGCAACAUAUAUAUAACUUUCCAAGUAUACUUUCAGACUUAUAUAUGCUCCUUACUUUAUUAGUUUAUACACUUUGCCUCAUCUUUCUCCAUUUCUUUACUCCUCUCCACUUUCUACCUUGUUUCUUGCCAACAAUGAACAUCUAUAGAGAUGAGCACAAUCCGUGCUGCUAUUUCCACCCGAAAGAAGCGGUGACGGGGGUAUGUGCCCCUUGCUUGAGGGAGAGGCUCCUCAGUUUAGCAUCAAAGCAUGGCAAUCUUCCCGUGUCCAGAGACAGCAGAUCAUUCAGAGUUCUCAGGAGGAGACCUGCGAUUACGCUUCCUAAAGUUUUCGCUUUGGGCUCGCUCCUUCUAAGACUUGAGUCUCGGCGAAAGAAGCCUGACGAUGAUGAGUCUGAUCCAGGCUCCAUUGACAGUCUUGAAGAUUCAUUCAUAUCGAUCAAAUUCGAAGACAACGGGCAAGCAUCAUGGGAGAGCAAGCAGCAGGAGAUCACAAGGCAAUCAUCAACAGAGGCCAAGGCACAAAAGAGGGUGAUUGAACAUGUAAAGCCGAGAGGUCCGCUGAGGUGGCGGAAGCGGAUUGGCCAACUGCUCCAGCUGGCACGUUGGAAGAGGUCCAGCAAGGCGGGGGCGAGCCACGUGGGCCUAGCGGGUAAGGUAGAAGGGAGGAGAGGUUGGAUAAGAAGUCUAACGAGAAAGAGGACCACAGAGUAGAAGAAAAAGAUAGAAAGAUGUGUUGAGUGAAAGAGAUGCUCACCUUUCACUACCAAAUUUCAUGCACAUGGUCACAUAUUGGAAAUCAUAUAGUAUAUACUUAUAUAUAAUGUUUCAUGUGUGUGAUGGAGUUGCAUGUAGAGAGCUUUUAACAUUACCAAAGUAUAGUCAUACAGUGACGUUGGCGGUAUGUGACUCUGAACUUACUAGUACUGUAGUUGUACUGUUGCAAAUAAACC